Schistosoma spindalis is the source of this 2009-nucleotide messenger RNA. NCBI's taxonomy places the organism in Eukaryota, Metazoa, Platyhelminthes, Trematoda, Strigeidida, Schistosomatidae. The record is from the annotation of a GenBank genome assembly.
ACCGUACUCUUUGUUGGGGUUUCAAAGCAUCUAGUCAGCUGAUCGGUUUGAAGUAUGAUAUUUCACUUGUUCCCGGGACCAAUAAUAAUCUGACUGAUAUGCAGUUUUCUAUCCUCUAAACACCUUCCGAUAAAGCUUCACAAUGGGGCCCUCGCGUUGUGUGGUAUUGUAGAUAUUCAAGUUAUCUAAAAUGGAAAACUUUUCUAAUUAUUUUAAUACUAAUGGUUCGGUCGUGGCUAAUGGGAAGACUAAUUCAUACCACAAAAGCGACGUGUGCAUCAACGAUAGUUUACCGAAAGAGUUAAUCAUCAGGGUUUUUUCUUACCUAGAUAUCACUACUCUAUGCAAAUGCUCUCAAGUUUGUAAAUUUUGGUAUGAAUGUGCUUUUGAUGGGAGCAACUGGAAGAGUAUUAAUUUAUUUGACUUCCAACGAUACGUGCAGCCUAAGGUAGUUGAAAAAAUUGCUCAGAGAAGUCGCGGCUUCCUCCGUGAGUUGAGGUUGAAAGGCUGCCGAAAUGUUACUGAUGAGGCUCUAAAAUGUUUUACCGAACUUUGUCAUAUGAUUGAAAGUUUGGACUUAUCGGGAUGUCAAAACUUGACGAAUGGAACUUGCGAUUAUUUAGGAAAAAAUUGUUCUCUUCUGACUACUUUGUCCCUGGAAAGUUGCUCUCGUAUAGAUGAUGCUGGAUUAGAAACGCUAAGCCGGUGUUCAAAUCUAACAUGUUUGGAUGUGUCAUGGUGUAGUGUUGGAGAUCAUGGGUUAACCGCUAUCGCCAGAGGAUGUAAAAGUUUACAAAGAUUUCGUGCUAUAGGUUGCCAAGAGAUAACAAGUCGUGGUGUGGAACAAUUAGCACGUCACUGCCAUAGUUUAUUGCUGUUAAACUUGAAUUACUGUGGACAGGGUGUCACAGAUGAAGCUAUGGUUCAUCUUUCCAUUGGUUGUCCUGAUCUACGUGUACUAGCUAUAUCACAUUGUUCAAUAACUGAUCAAGGUCUUCGUGCAAUUGCUGGCACAUUAUCGCCAGCUGCAGCAGCAGCUAUCGUUGGACAAGCUACAUCUACCAGUCAACAAAAUGGGAUCCCUUUAAUUCUUCCGGUAGUAACAAGCAAUGGAAGUGUUAAUCAUCAAGAUGUUUCAUCACUAAACGGUAAUGUUAAUAAUCAUGGAGAUCGAGAUAAUAAUCGACGCCAAAAAACUAAUGAUUCUAAUAAGAUAACAUUGAUUCCAGUUGGAUGUGUUAACUUAACAACUUUAGAAGUGGCUCGUUGUUCAGCUAUCACAGAUAUUGGACUAUCGGCAAUCGCACGUGUUUGCAAUAAACUUGAAAAGUUGGAUCUAGAAGACUGUGCAUUAGUGACUGAUUCAACUUUAGCUCAAUUAGCUGUACAUUGUCCACGUUUGAAUACACUAGUAUUAUCACAUUGUGAUCAAGUGACUGAUGAAGGUAUCGCACGUUUAGCUGAAGGUCUUUGUGGUCCUGAUCAAUUGCAAACAUUAGCUAUGGAUAAUUGUCCAUUAUUAACAGAUGCUGCUUUAGAACAUCUUGGCAGUAAUUGUCGUAAACUUCGACAGUUGGAUUUAUACGAUUGUCAAUUGAUAACGAAGCAAGGAAUCAACAGUUUAGAGUUACAUUAUCCCCAACUUCAAAUUCAUGCCUAUUUCGCUCCUGGUACUCCGCCUGCAUUAACUUUUGCAAGACGACGUCGUUAUUGUCGGUGUUGUCGCAUAAUAUAACUUUGUUAAUUUGUCUAUUUACCCAUUCACACCUCUCGUUCUUCUGGCCAAGUUGUCAAUUUGGUUGUAUUGUCUUCUAACUUAAUUUUCCCCAAUUUUAUUUCUCUCAGGUUACCUAGCCAUUGGCAGUAAUGGAUAGAAGAAUAGUAGCCUGAGUGAAUAAAUACCCAGAAAUUUUAUAGUUUGUUAUAAUAUCUCCCCUGUGACCUUUAAUCGUUGCUUUUUUAUAUAAGAUCAGUACAACUUAUAUGUCAUAUAUAUAUAUAUAUAUAUA